GGAGUAGCAGGAGGAGAGUUUGUGUGUGUGGCGACAGGAUGACUUAAAGCAAAAGUUUAAAUAAAUGAAGUUUGGGUGGUUUUUAGCGUCAUGUCGUUGUUUGUCUUUAGUUGGUGUUUUGUUCCGCUUUUUGCACAUCUGGAAUAAAAGAGGCCGUUUGAUGUCCGGAGGUCGACCUGGAAGAAGAAGAAAACCGCUGCGGGACAAACUAACGGAGCCACAAUGUUACCGGUGAUCCUGACUGUUUACCUGAACAGCAACCAGCAGAUGCUGACUGAGGUGCCAGUCACCCCAGCAACCAGAGUAAUUGAUGUGGUGGAAUACUGCAAAGAGGCAGGCGAGGGCGAGUGUCACCUGGCUGAAGUAUGGAAUGGAUAUGAGCGGGUUCUCCCUCAGGAGGUGUUGUUGUUGGAUCUCCUCCAGCAGUGGGGAGCCAGAAGGCCAGAGGUCAGCUUCUACCUCAGACACUGCCCCUCCUGGACACGAGGCAGUCAGCAGCUUUUGGAGCAGAAAUGGAGCCGAGAAUUGAAUGACAGUAUGAAAGACACGGUCCCCAGUGUGGAGCUGACCCUCUCUGAGCUCCAGGAAAUGGCCACAAGACAGCAGCAACAAAUAGAGGCUCAGCAGCAGAUGUUGGUCACCAAGGAGCAGAGACUCAAGUAUCUUCAGCAGGGAGGCAGCUCUAACCAGGGACAGACACAGUCUGAAGCUGAGAAGCUGCAGCGACUAAAGGAGCGAGUGGAGACUCAGGAAGCCAAGCUGAAGAAAAUCCGAGCCAUGAGAGGUCAAGUGGACUACAGCAAGUUGAUCAACGGCAACCUGUCUUCAGAGAUCAACCAUGUCAACAGUCUCUUCCAGGAGAAGCAGGCAGAGCUGCAGUCUGCUGUCAUCAGAGUCGAUCAGUUGACCCAGCAGUUGGAAGAUUUGAGGAGAGGGCAUCUUCUGCUGCAUUCUGUCACUUCACAGCAGGGGGCGACAACCAGACCCGUGGGAAGCUUGGGUGUCACUGCUGGACAGAAAGGAUCGGCCCUCUCAGGUCCUGCUGCACUGGAACUCAGAAAACUGUACCAGGAGCUGCAGGCUCGGAACCGACACAACCUGGAGCAGAGCAGCAAGUUGGCCCAGAACAAGGAGCUGCUGAACAAGAGGAACGCCCAGGUGACGGUGAUGGACCAGCGCAUUGGAGAUCUGCGAGAGCGGCUGCACAAAAAGAGAGCAGAAUUGAGCCGAAUGAACGGUGUCAGCUUGUCCCCGCCUCAGUCCUCUGCUCACCCUGGCAGUGGAGUUUCGGGUCGGGUCGCAGCGGUCUGCCCUUACAUUCAGGUUUCAGACCAGCGCCGACAGGAGGCGGGGCUCCCUCUGCCAUCUGACCCUCCGUCCAAACACAGCCACACCCGCUCCCUCUCAGAGGAAGAUGGGGGCAGAGUCAGGAAGCCUCCCAGCCAGUGGAAAGAGUCAGAUUUAGAUGUUGUCCUUUCACAGCCUCUUGAGACACGUGGGACACUUCGCACGCUGCAGGGGGGGGACAGUAACAACUCCAAUGAAGCAUCUUGGCCUAACAUAAGUAAGAAUGUGUCCGCAUGGAGGAACACCACUUCAGAACAGCAGCUCCCCUCCGGUUACGGUACGUAUCCCAGUGCCACCCAUCAGUUAGCAGGGCAUUACUGCGCAACUAGCUCCCUGCCCCGGUCUGCUCCUGGUACUCUGGGCUGGCCACGGUCCAGUGCCACCUCUUGCUCACCUUCAUCAUCAUCCUCUUCACAGCAAAUACAGCAACGAAUCUCAGUUCCUCCAAUGUCUACUCAAGGCUCAGGCUCCACCUCCCAGCCCCUGUCCCCGCAGACAGAGCGAGCAGAUCCUCCGCCAGCAGUGGCCGUACGUCCUUACGUCCCAGACUGUCCCUCCAGACCCCAGUCCCCCAGGAAGGGCCCCGCCACCAUGAACAGUAGCUCCAUCUACAGCAUGUACCUCCAACAGCCUCAGGCCAAAAACUAUGGAUCCCUCAGCAACAGAGCGGCCGUCAAAGCAGUCUACGGAAAACCGAUCCUCCCUUCUUCCUCCGCCUCUCCAUCUCCUGUACCUUUCCCUCAGGGGGGAGCAGCAAGAGGAGGGGAUGCUCCAGAUAAAGAAAUACUGGGAGCAGGAAAAGGCGAUGGCUGCGAUGGACAGAUUCUCCCUCCACCGAGUGUGGACAGCAUUCCUCGUCCUCUCAGCCCCACUAAGCUCACCCCUGUUGCAGCCCACUCUCAGCUACGUUACCAGAGUGACACUGACCUCGAGGUUCUGCGCCGACGCCUCAGCAAUGCUCCACGACCUCUGAAGAAACGGAGCUCCAUCACUGAACCUGAGGGCCCACAGGGGCCCAACAUCCAGAAACUACUGUACCAGAGGUUCAAUACGCUGGCUGGAGGCAUUGAAGGAGGCUCAGGUAAUACUUUCUACCAGCCUGAUUGUCUUUUGGGUGACAUGGACAGUAUCCACUCGGCCAAUGGGAACAUAGAAACAGCUGACAAGUUUGUCAAGAAGGCAGCCGUGGAAAGUGAAGAACAGAAUCUGAAUUCUAGUUCCCACCAGUUGUCCCCACCAUCUGUUGCCAUAGAAACACCCAAUGAGACAUCGGCAACCAAAGAAACUAGCAAUAAUAUGCAUCCAUCACCACAUCCCAGUCCAUCCCCUGCACCUGAAAGACCAGAGGAUCAGAACAGUAACACCCACCAAGGUUCCAGUCCUGCCCACAAUUCCCAUUCUCCUUCACCGCCUACCACAUCCCUGCCUAAGGCUAAACAAACCAACCUGAAGAAGCCGUCGUCAGAGCGCACCGGUCACGGCCUGCGAGUCAAGUUUAACCCUCUGGCUCUCCUGCUAGAUGCAUCGCUGGAGGGAGAGUUUGAUCUGGUGCAGAGAAUUAUCUACGAGGUGGAAAACCCAAGUAUGCCCAAUGAUGAAGGCAUCACUCCUCUUCAUAAUGCAGUGUGUGCUGGUCACCACCACAUUGUUAAGUUCCUGCUGGACUUUGGAGUAAAUGUCAAUGCAGCAGACAGCGAUGGAUGGACUCCACUGCACUGUGCAGCUUCUUGUAACAGUGUCCACCUCUGUAAGAUGUUGGUGGAAUCUGGAGCAGCCAUUUUUGCCACAACGAUCAGUGAUGUCGAAACGGCGGCAGACAAAUGUGAAGAAAUGGAAGAGGGCUACACACAGUGUUCCCAGUUUCUCUACGGUGUGCAGGAAAAGUUGGGGGUGAUGAACAAAGGCUUGGUCUAUGCUCUGUGGGACUACACUUCCCAGCAGCCUGAUGAAAUGUCUUUCAGCGAGGGCGAUGCCCUCGCUGUGGUGCGCCGCCGUGACGACACUGAGACGGAGUGGUGGUGGGUGCGGCUUAACGACCGUGAGGGUUACGUACCCCGAAACCUGCUGGGGCUGUAUCGCAGGAUCAAACCCAGACAACGCUCGCUGGCUUGACGCCCAGAUCCACACACUCACGUGCACGAUCCCAGACAGUGCAUGCACAGAGUUGAAGAGUGUCACCGUUAGCGGAGAAAGAACAAACCAUGUCGUCGGCAUCCAGGAGAGGAGAGGAGCGACUGAGUGAAGCAGAUGAAGAGACGAACUGACACUGGAAUCACACGACCAUCUGAAAAAUAACAAUGUAUAUCCACCGACUUUUUGCAGAGGGAAGUAAAGUAUCCCGAAACAAUAUUUUAGCAGUUGUAGUCAACAAAUUCCUAGGAUUUUUUUUUUUAAAGAGAUGUCCUGUCAUUUGGAUGCAGCUUGAUGUUUUCAGCUCCGAACAAUCAAACAACAGCUGCUGUGAAACAUUUACUUUCAGUUGCCAAUCUAAUCUUCAUCUUUGAAUGUUAUUUUAUUUUGGUACGUGUAAAAAUAUCACCCACAGUGCGCCAACAGUGCCACACGCUGACGCUGUGGCCCUGAGCACAGUUUAUUUUCUAAUUUCACACUGAGUCCUGUGUCGACUUUCCCUUUACUGAAGCCGAAGACGAGAAAACGGGAAAUGUGAACGUGUAACUAAAGAGAGGAAGUUGGGAGCUCUGUGAACCUGACCCCCCGUCCACGUAAAAAAUCCAAGCAAACACACUGAGUGGUUAGUGCUUCGUUUGUGCAGAUUUGUGCUGGUAAAAUUUUUGUUUGUGCUGCUAUGGUUUUUGAGAUAUUAAAGAUUAUUUUUUAGGUCAUUCAAAGGUCACCAUCCCCCCAGCUUGCUCCAAAAUGAACCAAACUGGUCUACUUGCUUAGUGUUUGUUU
Thalassophryne amazonica is the source of this 4260-nucleotide messenger RNA. Its product is annotated as apoptosis-stimulating of p53 protein 1-like. The coding region runs from base 223 to 3459 and encodes 1078 amino acids. The transcript is spliced from 24 exons. Gene Ontology annotation, biological process: regulation of apoptotic process. Gene Ontology annotation, cellular component: nucleus. Gene Ontology annotation, molecular function: p53 binding. Lineage: Eukaryota; Metazoa; Chordata; Actinopteri; Batrachoidiformes; Batrachoididae. The record is from RefSeq and is a predicted model, not a curated record.